This is a messenger RNA of Beauveria bassiana ARSEF 2860, 1872 nucleotides long. Its product is annotated as cyclophilin type peptidyl-prolyl cis-trans isomerase/CLD. Gene Ontology annotation, molecular function: protein binding; peptidyl-prolyl cis-trans isomerase activity. The transcript has 3 exons. The record is from RefSeq and is a predicted model, not a curated record. Lineage: Eukaryota; Fungi; Ascomycota; Sordariomycetes; Hypocreales; Cordycipitaceae. Bases 1 to 1872 code for a protein of 623 amino acids. Gene Ontology annotation, biological process: protein peptidyl-prolyl isomerization.
AUGGCAGACGGCGCCCCGGACGAUAGCGCGGCCCAGAAGCGAAGCCACGCCGACUUCCAAGAUGACGCUUCUGACUCCUCCGAUGACGACAUGGGCCCUCAGCUGCCCUCUGCCGAAGCGCCCAAGAAGAAGCGACGCGUCCUGCCCUACGAAAAGCUCUACGUGGCGGCACUGCCCGCCUCGGCGCGAUAUUCUCGGUCCCUCAUGCACAAGGAGCAAGUCUCCUUUGUCACGUGGACGCCGCUGACAGAGUUUCUCAUUACCUCGUCCGCCGACGGCGUUGUGAAAUUUUGGAAGAAGAUUGCACAGGGAAUCGAGUUUGUCAAAGAGUUUCGCGCCCAUCAUGGCGAGAUCAAGGCUGUUGCGGUCAGCCAGGACGGACGAAGCUUUGCUACUGCUGGGGCGGAUGAGACCAUAAAGAUUUUUGACGUCAUUACGUUUGAUUUGCUGUCCAUGAUCACGCUGAGCUACGCCCCGAAAAGCGUGUGCUGGGUGCACAAGAAGGGUGCCUCGUUUCCCCUACUGGCCGUGUCCCAAGAGGGGAAGCCGCUCGUACACCUGUACGAUGGUAGGGGGGACAAGGAGGAGCCGAUCCAUACCAUAAAGGGGUUGCACCGAAACCCUGUCCAUCUGAUGGCAUUUAAUGACAGUUACGAUUGUGUCGUAUCUGCCGACGAAGGUGGCAUGAUCGAGUACUGGCGACCGAGCGGGACAUACGAAAAGCCCGAGGGUGUUUUCGAGUACAAGAGCUCGACGAGCCUCUUCGACUUUAAAAAGGCAAAGUCUGUUCCGACAUGCAUCACGAUAUCCCCGCAGGGUAAAAGCUUUGCCGCAUUCUCGCUUCCUGAUCGCAAGAUUCGCCUGUUCGAUUUUGCCUCCGCCAAGCUGCAUCGUACUUACGAUGAGUCACUGCAAGCCAUGCAAGACUUGCAGCAAGCGGGGAGCGCGUCCCAGAAAAUGGAUCAGGUCGAGUUCGGGCGUCGGUUAGCCCAGGAGCGAGAGGUCGAGUCGCAGAGCAUGCGGGCGGGAUCAAAUGUGAUUUUUGACGAAUCAGGCAAUUUUCUGAUAUAUGGCUCCAUGUUGGGCAUCAAAGUCCUCAACACGUACACGAAUCAGGUGGUCAAGACGUAUGGAAAGGACGACAACCUACGCGCCAUCAACUUGGCCAUCUACCAGGGUCAGCCGCAGAAAAAGGGCGUCACCUCGGUGGAGAUGGGUGCGUCGAGUAACCCCCUGCUGCAGGAGUCGGAAGCCCGUGACCCUCUGCUCGUUGCCACGGCGGCGGGCAAAGUCCGCUUCUAUCUCUUUACAAAUGACCAAGAAAUAUCCAAAUCAACGCGCGAUGUGCAGAAUGAAAGGCCUACAAUGCUCGGUCGCGAGAAGGAGGUCAAUGCUAAGAAAACAGAGACAGGGAGUGCUGCGGUGCUCCAUACCACUUAUGGUGACAUCCACCUACGCCUCUUUCCCGAUGCGGCACCGAAAACGGUCGAGAACUUUGUCACGCACGCAAAACAGGGCUACUAUAACAAUACUAUCUUUCAUCGCGUCAUUCGCAAAUUCAUGAUCCAGUGCGGCGACCCGCUCGGCGACGGCACGGGCGGCGAAAGCAUCUGGGGACGUGAGUUUGCGGAUGAAUUUAGCAGUCUCAAGCACGACAAGCCGUACACUGUCAGCAUGGCUAAUGCCGGGCCCAACACCAAUGGCAGCCAGUUUUUUAUUACCACGGAAAAGACGCCGUGGCUUGAUGGCAAGCAUACGAUAUUUGGUCGCGCCACCCAAGGCUUUGACGUGAUUCAAAAGAUUGAGAAUACGCGCACCUUUAAAGAGAAGCCCGAGGAAGACAUUAAAAUCCUCAACAUUGACGUCAUGUAG